This is a messenger RNA of Acanthosepion pharaonis, 945 nucleotides long. The record is from the annotation of a GenBank genome assembly. NCBI's taxonomy places the organism in Eukaryota, Metazoa, Mollusca, Cephalopoda, Sepiida, Sepiidae.
AUGUUUGUCAACACAAAAACACUUCAGCAGCCUGUCCGACAGCUCCUCUUCGCCGACGGCGCUGCCCUCGUCGGCCACACCAAAAGAGCCCUACAGCGCCUAACAUCCUGCUUUGCCUCUAGUCUCCGAAGUAGUGACACAGUCGCACAUGCACCCGUAUUCAGUUCAGGAAAUGAUGGAGUUAGAUGCGAACUGCCAAGUCAACAGCGAAUUUCUAAAAUGGUUCAACCCAACGACAAUGUACGCACAGUUAUUGAAAAGCAUACUUAUCUUCUUUCUUUUUUCUUCUUUUUUAAUUUCUCCUCCUUCCUCGUUAAACCUCUACUUUUCUUUUUUUUAUAUACUUCCUUGAUUAUUUUUAUACCUUCGCCUUCAUUUCAAAUUCUUUCCCUACUCAUUUUUUUUCGUUCUUUUUGCUUUUCUUUUCUCUUUCUUCCUCUUUCCAUUUUCCAUUUCUUUCUGUUCUUCUCUUCUCUUUUUCUUUUCUCGUUCUUCCUCACCUUGUUUCCUUGUCCUCUUCUUAUUUCACGUUUCUCUACUUACUUUUUAUUUCUCUUCUUGCUUUCUUUCUAUUUUUCUUUCCGCUCUUUUUUGUUUUCAUUUUAUUUCCUUUUCCUUCAUCCUCUAUUGCGUUUUAUUGUGUUCGACAUUGUUAAUUUCUUUUUCUUUUUUCUCCGUUUCUUCUUCUCUCUGUUUUCUCUUUCAUUCUUCUCUUUCUCUUCUUCUUUUUUCUCUUUUAAUUUUUUUUUCUUCAUUUACAUUCCUUUCUUUUUUCUUUUUUUUUUCUUCUAUUCUUCUUGGUCUCAUUAUUUUCCUCUUUCUCUUUUUUCCUCUUCUUUUUCUUUCCUCAUCUUCUAUUCGAUUUCUCUAUUCGUCCACUUCUUUUUCUUUCUUUUUCUUUCUCUUUCUCUUCUUGUUUUUUUUUCUUUUCUUAUUCUCUUCUAA